Messenger RNA from Lytechinus variegatus (green sea urchin), 7871 nucleotides. RefSeq names its product nuclear pore complex protein Nup205-like (gene nup205). The transcript has 36 exons. Bases 6 to 6293 code for a protein of 2095 amino acids. The record is from RefSeq and is a predicted model, not a curated record. Gene Ontology annotation, molecular function: structural constituent of nuclear pore. Gene Ontology annotation, biological process: nuclear pore organization. Gene Ontology annotation, cellular component: nuclear pore inner ring; nuclear pore. Lineage: Eukaryota; Metazoa; Echinodermata; Echinoidea; Temnopleuroida; Toxopneustidae.
CUGACAUGACGUUAGAUGGCGCUCUAAACGUCGACUGGGAGUCGGUCAAAAUGGCAGAACGCAUGGCGGUUAAUUUGGGCUCCAGGAUAUGGGGUCCAUACAAGGAGCUCUACCAUACUGUCUCCCUCAUCGUCUCCAAGAGAUGCCCGGAUCCUUACCAGGAGCUUGAUGCCAUCAUCAGAAAACACAAACCAGACUUUGUUGCCCUUCUGAAGAAUCCAGCAAAGAAUUCGCAACACAGAGAACAGAUCAAGAAAGCCGACGUUGAAGGCGUCGUUAUUUCAGGACAAGCAAGGAGUCGCGUGCUACCACGGCAACUCAUUGAAGAGGCUCUUAUCAUCAGCGACCUUUUUGAUCUGAACGAGUAUGCAGCUGUGGAGCUACUUCUGGCAGGAGACCAACAACAGCCUCAUUUUCCUGGCCUACCGCGUGGCCUGGUCGCUGUCCUACUCUACUACGAUGGCCGGUGCAGCCUCAUCAACACCCUACAGCUUCUGAUCCAGUCACGCCGUGGUCGUACAUGGACCUUUGACCUCGACGAUGAAGUCGUUGACCUCGUAACGUCAUUCACCGAUGACCUCGUCUCUGAGGGGCUGGUCAAGAAGGUGCUGGAGUUUCUGAAGAAGAUGGAUGUCGUCAAGGAGAUGAAUGACCUGGCUAAGGAGAGGGCCCUUGGAGGGCCAAAGCACCGACAUGAUGUCCAGGAGUUUAUUCGUGGUGUCCGUUCCUCUCUCGCCGACUGCCUCUACUGCUUUGCCUGUCAGACACCCUUUGGGAGAAAGGAUACCAUUCUUCUUGCCAAGCAUCUGAUGAACGAGAUAGAGUUGAAUGCAAACGGUAGUAUUGAUGAAUGCUCCAUAGCCCUUCUCAUGGCCUUCAUGUACAGCAUUGAUACAGGUGUAAUAGAACAGAGACCGGAGGACAGAGAAGAGAUGGAGCAGCAGCUACCAAUCUUGAAGGAUAACCAGUAUCUUCCUGCAAUCCAUGACCUUAUGACCUCUGAAGACGAAGGUCAGUGGAAGGUCAAAGGGAUCAAGGGGGUCAUGCAGCUGGCCUGGGCGUUGACCCUGAGGAAUUCUGCUCAGCUACCAGAACUUUCACGAUUUCAAGAUCAGAUAGAAGAAGAUGAAAUCCUGGUUGAUAGAGCUCUUCAAACUGAUGUCUUCUCGUUCAUCAAUAAAUCUCUCAUCGCAAACAAAGUCUUCCAUCAAAAUGAAUUCUACAUCCGUCGAAUCCAUGGCCUCAUAACAGACUUCAUCUUUCAGAUGCCUCUCAAGGUGAAAGAGAUCCGUAACCGUGGCGAUGAAGCUGGUCGUCUAAUGAUGUCAUAUGAAAGAGAAGGUUUAGAAGUCAACCCAAACUUGCCAAGACAUUUUGAAGAUUUCUUGCACCUGUUUGGAUAUUUGUAUGAGAAGGAUCCUCUUGAUCUGGAGCUAUCCCUUGAUUACUGGAAUCCACCCGAGAGGGGUAAUAGCCCCGGAGGAGGGGGCGCAAGCUACAUCAGUAUCUACCAUCAUAAACAAUCACAGCGACAGGUGAGCCUGUUCAAGUUUGUCCGUAUGGCAGGAGAUCUCCUUCCCCCAUCACUCUACAUCCCAUAUCUACACAUGCUACAGGGUGUGUCAAACAGCCACCAGAGUGCCCAUCAUUGCUUCAACCUACUCAAAGCAAAUGGAAUGGGAGGAGCUGGUGCAAGUGUGGGCAGUGUAUCAUGGGAUCACUUCUUCUUCUCACUCAAUCGCUACUACUCGUCCCUCCGACAAGAGAUACGCUCAACCUCCCCUUUUCAGGAAGUGGGCCAGUCCGCCCAGUCAUUCAGGCUUGGGGCCAAGGGGAUCACUCCACAGGAGAUGGAGGGGUUGAUCAAUGUCCUCAAGCUUGUCCAAGUUGUUGCUAGAGAGAACGAGGAUGCAAGAAUAGCGAUGGUAGAAAAUCAGUCAUGGCUGCCAACGGUUCUUCUGUUUGGUCUGUUAACAUGUAGCAUCCCUCCACCACUCAAAGCAGAAUGCCUUAGAACAUUAGCAGUAUUUGCUCAAUCUCCUGACAUAGCAGUAACCCUCUGGCAAUCGCUUGAAGUUUCUCAGAUCAUACCUACUGUUCCUCAAGCUGGUGUUACUCCCUCUGGAAUUCUCCUGGAGUUAGAGGAGAUAGAGUCCAACAACGAAGAGUAUCCUCUGACCCGCGGUUUCCUAGCCUUGGUGGAUGCCCUGACUGAGGUCCCUAUACCCGUCAUGUUAGGAGUUGGUUACAGACCUCCAGGUUUUGAUCCUUACCUCAAGUUCCUUAGGGAUUCUGUGUUCCUCAAGUUCCGCACCCGGGCUUAUCGCAACCCAGCAGAAAAGUGGGAAGUGGCAGCCGCUGUGACCAAGAUCCUCUGUAAGCUUCUAGCCAGCCAUGAGCCUCACCCGGAAGAGUUCCAAGACCACGUCGUAGAGAUUCAGGGAGGUGGAACAGCUAUCACCAACAAGCCUCCUGGACAUCAUCUCCUAGUUCACAUGCUGAACGAUAGUUCCAUGCUUCAAUUGAUUCUAGGCAUCUUAGAUGAGAGCAUUCGCUUACUCUCGCAGUACCACACGUUCCCAGGCAAGGAAAGCAUGACGGAGUGCGCCCUCAACUGCUUGACUAUGCUUGACCUGGCCCUGGAGAAACAGGACAAGUUCAUUGACCUUUUGAGAGGUCAAGCAUCGAGUCUAAUGGUCACUCCACUUGACCAGUUACUAAUGGGUAUCAACCCAAGGUCCGGCCGUGCUGACCAUCUCUGUCAUGUUGCGAAGUUUGUGAGUUUCAAUGUAUCCCUUCCCAAGCAUUCGCUAGCAGCGGUCAAGGUUCUCUAUCGAAUGGUCAAGUCUUCCAAUGUCCAACCCGAGAUUGUCAAUCUCUUCUCCAUCAAUAAGGAGGAAUCAGGUCGUAUUCUUCAUGGAUUUGUCGAGUGUCUUGAGGUAGAAGAUCUGGAAGUAACUGAGACCGAAGCUUUUCAAGAAGAAGAUGCUGACCAUGGCAGCGAUGAAUCCUCUCGACUUCACAGCCAAACACGUCUCUAUGCCAUGAGACUCCUCUUAUUCUCACUCGGUCAACCAGGACCUAACCUCGCACACUUCCUCCUCGGCUAUAACACAAGGAAACCGGUUAACAAGACUGAACUACAAGACCCAGGUGUGCUUGGCUCCCCACGCACCUGCCUCCACGCGGUCGUCUCGGUCCUAGAGCGCGGCAUCACGUCCCACUCUGGCCCGUCGGCUAUCCACAACACGCCUCAGCUAGCCGAGCUUGCCUACGAGCUCAUAUACCGUCUGUGCGCGAACCGUGAGACCAGCGCUCCCACCAUGCGCUACCUCCGCACCACUCAAGACUUCUUCUACAAGCAUCUCAGGCAUGCUCCGUUUACCAACGGCAAUGGAGAAGAGACUGAAGAGCGUAUCCUAUUGAAUCAACAAGCCUGGCUUCUCAAGUCUGUAGCCAUCGAGCUUAGAUUGACGGCUGUCAAUCGUCAGAGGUCUCAUAGCCAACGUCUUCUGCGUCUCCUACUUGAAGACACAGCCUCGCAGGUCAAUGAUGAUGUGGAUGGGUCUGUAGAUUGGGACAGAGUUACAAUGGAAGCAAGUACACUUGGAACUAGCAUGGCACAGACACACGCUGAUACUAAAGGGCCAGGCCUUCAGAUGAGAAGACGUAUCCUGCAGCUCUUGGACUCCGUGGAGUUCAGCCAAACCUUCCCCGCCCCGCUUCGUCUGGAGUCCUUCGAGCCAUCGGGUGUAGAACAGACAAUCUUAAACUGCGAAGAGAAGAAUGAAUAUGGUGUCCUGCUGUGCAAUCUGAGACUUCUUCAUCAUAUCCUGGUUGACCAACUCAAUCGACAUGGGGCAUCUGGGUCAGUCGUAGGUCAGAGGUCAAGGGUUGAAAUGGAGAUUAGGGAGAUUCUGAGAACUGCUGUCUCAAGGAACAGCGUAAGACGUUCAUUGGCUGCCAAGCGCCAUGGGUUUGAUGCCUGGCGUCAGGUUCUUGAGGUGCUGCUGACGUCUUUGCCUCAGGAAUCCCUUGCAUUGGAGAUUAGGCAGAAGGUUACUGUGGAUAUCCUUCAAGAACUCCUUCAAAAGGUAAACCAAGAGGACUCUGUUUCCGAGCUGACCUCACCAGUCUCCGGAGCCUUCCUUCUCCUAGCCAUGACCCUCCGACAGUGCUCUAUCUCAGACAAUGCCCAGUCGGUAGCCAAUCUCAUGUCGUCACAGUAUGUCAACGUCCUAGACGGGUCUAUGGUGCAGACGUUGGAUUCGUCGGUACUGAGUGGAGGGGAUACCGAUGGAAGAAGAGGAGGAGGGGUACAGAUUCCAGUCGUGUCGUUGACAGCGAUCCUCAAGGAACUUCUGACUUUCAUACUUUCAACAGGUGGUGCCCAACAGCGUGUCCGUACCAAUCUCUAUGGGGCUCUACUCAACUACCUUCAGAUCCCACAGAAACCCAAGGAGAUCCCCACCCUCCAGGCCUCGACAGCCAUGAACUCGGCCAUCCUAGAGGAAUAUCAUCGGGUCAUGACCGCCAACCUUGCCGUCAUCCAGGAGUUUGGAGAGCCAUUCUGUGAGCUGGUCUCCAGAGAUGCAUGUGAUGGGCAUGAACUGGGAAGGACAUUGGCAUUGUCCGUCGUUGAUGCCAUCAACUCCAUUGACAGACGAGGCCAUUGGCUGAGUAUCCUGAUAUCCAAGGGCUACUUGAGUCACUUUAUUGAAGAGCUACUUCGCAUGGAUCAAUCGUUACAGAGCUGUCUACAACCCAACCCAGAACCCAUGAAGGCACUCUACAUAUAUGAAUCUACUCUGUCCUUAUUGAUGAGAGUUGCUGAGAGUGCCAACGGUGCCCAAGCAUUACUACAGAUGGGUCUGAUGGAAAGACUAGGCCAGUGCAGGUUUAUAGACCUAAGACCAGAACACCACACAAUCAGUAGUCACCCAAGGUUAGUUGAAGGCAUGGAAGCAAUCGCUGUGGAUUCUUUCCUUCCUGAUGUAAUGAGUCGCUAUCAUCAACUACUCUUCCCAGUUCUAAGGUUAUGCACAGCAAUUCUCACUUCCCUAGGCAGUCAACACAAGGAGGCUACCAAUCAGGUGCUCCACUUUGUUAUAGCUCACGCAGACACCUUCACUGCGAUCUUACGGGAGCAGCAUCAACGUCCUGAGAGAGAAUCGCUUGAGGAACUUUCUCUUGUAACAGGGGUUAUAUGCACUGUCAUGGGCGAAGUUGACUACUUUGACCCAUCUUUGUUGGAGACGAGCGUCCAUGCCCAGAUACCGGUCCAGACCCAUCUUACCCGGCUCCAUCGUCAGAUCCUUGCCUUGGUACCCAGAUACUGCAGCCUUGACCAGUGGCUCAAGGAGCUGAAGAGUGCUGAGGGAUGGCAGAGGGGUGCAGCAGAUAGACGGGGUGCGGAGGAAGAGCACAGAGCGGACGCCGAGACGGAAGGCAAAGGGAUGAAUGCGAGGUUGUUCUACCUCGAGAUCGUGAGCCAUGUGAUUGGAUACUGUCGAACUGUGGUCGUUCGUUCAGGUAAUAACGCUGAUGAAUAUCAGGUCAUCUUCACUCCUUCCCUUCAAGAGGCUGUAGCACGAGACUACCAAAGACUAGAAGCCUCGGCGAUGGCUUCGCUUGAUGUCAGCAAACCUCCCGGUCUUGGGGUCAUCGUUAGACAUCUUCAUCAGUCUGCUGCUCAAUUCAUGGUUGCCAUGGAGAUGCAUCAACAGUCCCUUCACAAGCUUCAGAAUAUUGCGGAUCUGCCAGCAGAGGAAUUGAAAGAGUUGUCACAUAGCAACGUAGGCUCACGAUCAACCACCCAGCAUCGUCUUCAAUUAGCGACACGAAGGCUCACUCAAGAUGUCCGUACUAGAGUCAAGGAACUCUCAAUCCUUUUCUAUUCCAUAGAAUGUGAUGUCUUCUUAAUCUGGCGCCAUCUGGAGUACUAUUUCUUGCAUUGUCAUCCUACUGGGGGUCCCUCAGCACCCUUUUUGCUCUCCUUCGCUCUUCGUCAGCCACCAAGGAAUUUAGGAGAUCUGUCAAGUCCAUCACUAAACGUCACCCAGGAUGAGAGCCAAUCCCGUUUCCCGCCAGUCAGUCCUCAAGCUCUAGGUAUCACCCAAGAUGAUCUUAAGCAGCUACGCCUCGAUGCCACAAAGUGCCUCAACGAUCCGCUCCUGAAGCGUGUCCAGGAGAUCGAGUCUCGUUUCCAAGCGCAGCGUCGAUCCAAGCAUGCCUUUGUCGCGGCGUUGGUUCGGCGUAUCCGGCGUCUAGUCACGUUGGAUGCACCUAGGUGAUUUAGGCUUUCAAGGAAACCCUAGAAGUGAUCAAACGAUGGAUUACAUUCCAAGGUCCAUACUCUGAAGUCUGGUUUAACAUAGAUCAUGUUCUAACUCUGUUCUAGUAUUAUGGGAAGCAUGUUUGCAUUGUAUGUUUAAUAUGUUUACUGACAUCUACCUUAUUUAUCCAUUCCAGACAGAAAUAUUUGACAGUCAAAUGAGCUGAUAAAUUGAACCUCUAAAGUUUACCGUAGGUUUGCUCCGAUGAAAGUUUCUCCGAAGCCAAACAUAAAGCGUGACCUCCAAAAUUAAAUAAAGCAAACUUCUAUUUUUUACAUUAUUAUGAACCAAAAACUCUAUUGAAAUCCCAACUCUAACCCUGUGCCCUCUGAGUUAUCAAGACCUGAACAAAUGUUGCAGGAGUAUUAUGUCAUGUCAUCGUUAAAGAUUAAUGUCAGAAUCGGCUCUCCUUAGUUGAUCUACAACUUUAGACCAGGAGCCCGUUUCAUUAAGGACUUGCAACUGUUGUAGCUUUGCCAUUAUGGCAACUACCAUGGUAACAGGGCUCAGCAACCAAUCAAAAUCAAGGUUACCAUGGUAGUUACCAUAAUGGCAAAGUUACAACAGUUGCAAGUUCUUUAUGAGACAGGCCCUAGGGCUCCGUAACAAAUAGGUUUGCAAUCAAUCACUAAAUACCAGUGACCAAUCAGAAUCACUGUUGCAUGCGCUAUCUGUUAAAAGUACUGACCGGCAACCAAUCACUGCGGUUCUAUCAUAUUUGCAAUUCAUCGCAAACCUCUGUGUUAUGGAGCUCAGAGUUUUAAUUAAACCUGUCUUCAGAAUACGGGCCCUAAUUUUUUCAUCUCUAGCUUUCUGUAGUUGUGAUUGAUCAGAUCAAUCUCAACUCUUUGAAAGACAUGGCCCAGAUACGAUAUUGUCUAACAUUAGCUUCUGUUUUUGUAAUAUAUCUUCAGAAUAACUGAUACAAGUCCAUGUAAUUUAACAGUUUAGUUGAGUUCUUUUGUAAAGAGUCUGUCUACGAUAUUGUGUUCUUUGUCAUGUAUAGAUGUUUAUAUCUGCCAAAAGCCAAGCUUAAAGAUUUUUGUAAACAAAAGAAAGUAAAGGAUUUUAAAUGUCAUUUGAAUAUUGGGUGAUGAAAAAUGAUUGAAAUAAAAAGGAGUACAGAAUAUAAGAUUAGUAUUGGCAGGGGGGAGGUUCACAAGUAAUUUGCCCAGUAAAAGUUAUUGUUUUUGUAUAUUUUGUAAAUAUGUAUCCAGUCUUAUUCCAUAUACAAGCCAUGUUGUUUAAGUUGGCGUUAUGACCACUACAGAGCUGCAUCUAUAAUUUGUGAAACUAGGACCAUUUAUUAAACUUGGGGUGUGUUUCACAAAGGGUUAAGUAUAAUGAUAAUAAUAAUAAUGCCAUAUUUUACCCUGGGAAGCCACCUUAGUUCUGAAAAUUGUUCUACCAGCGGGCCCUGCUUAACAUGAUAAUGUAAUUAUUACCCUGACUUUAGCACAGCUAGUAUAUGGCCAUCAGAUUCUUUACAAGUAUGACUAAUACCUUGGUCACAUUUGCUCUACGGCGACUUGAAAA